Molecule: messenger RNA, 857 nt
Organism: Lathyrus oleraceus (garden pea)
Lineage: Eukaryota; Viridiplantae; Streptophyta; Magnoliopsida; Fabales; Fabaceae
Product: pEARLI1-like lipid transfer protein 3
Exons: 1
Coding region: 116-544 (142 amino acids)
Source: RefSeq, a predicted model, not a curated record
CAUCAUCAAUUAAAUAUCUAGCUAACGCCACCUAACACUUUUUCCCCUAUAAAUAAGGGUUCACACACGUUCAACCUCAAUCAACACAUAUUGCUACAUUUAAGAAACAAUAAUCAUGAGUUUCAACAAAUUAUAUUCCAUAGUUCUAAUGUUUUCUCUUCUUUCUUACUCAACAUUCAUCGAUGCUCAUGCUCCUCCACCAUCACCAAGCCCAACACCUUCACCAACUGAUUCUCCACCAUCACCAAGCUCAACACCUUCACCAACUGCUUCUCCACCUUCUUCCCAAGGUCAAUGCCCCAUGGACACCUUAAAGCUUGGAGUAUGUGCUAAUGUUUUAGGAUUGAUUAAUAUCGGAACACCUCCAUCGGAUAAUAAAUGUUGUGCAUUAAUAGAUGGUUUGGUUGAUUUGGAAGCCGCGGUCUGUCUUUGUCGCGCACUUAAGGCGAAUGUGCUUGGAAUCAACUUAAACAUACCUCUUGCCCUCAACUUGAUCAUCAGUGCUUGUCAAAAAACCAUUCCUCCUCAAUCUAAAUGUGUCUAAGGAUUUAAAAAACACUUUAUAUCAUUGAUGAAUAAAAACUAUAUGAGUGUUAUAUAGUAGUUAUUUCUGGUAUGAUAAUGGUUAACAUCGCAUUCUCUAACACUUUGCAUUAUUGUUAUUGGUUGAAUUUCAACCAAUAUUAUAAAAUGUUAUGCAAAAUGACUAGAUUGAGUGCCUUGUUGUUAUUAUUAUUACUGUUAUUAAGAUUAAUAUUAAGAUGUUUUGUUUAAAUAAUAAUAGGGCAAAUUUGUUUGCCUAAAUUAGUAUCUUAUAUUUUCAGUGAUAUAUUGUGAGAUAUUAUGUUUGUUUGAAA